AGAGUGAACUCUUUGUUAAAAGAAUGUGUCUUUUCGUUGAUGUUAGGUAGUGACAGAGGAUUGGGGUUUACCUUGGAGGUCAAUUCAAUAGUGGAAUUAGCCAGUUUACUGUAAUUCGUCGGCAUGUCAGUGAAGCUAGUUCUGUAUGUUGCUACUUUGAGGGAACAAUUAGAACAACUCUCGGAAGAGAAGACCCCUCAAGGGCUUCCCAGAGUUACAAAGGCUAAGGUGAAUGAGUACUAUGAGGAGAUUGAAGCUGUUGCUUCGAGAAUAGCUGCUCAAGUGCCUGACACAGAGGUAUCUGAUGAAACUUUUGCCAAGGAUUCUACCAGCGAUAGUUCUCCGAAAGUAGAAGACGAUACACGAAGCCCCACUUCUCCACAGCUGAGAAGAAGAAUCGUGCCUGCAAGUUCCAAGGAGCAAAGCUAUGAUGCUGAUCCCUCAAAACCAAUAAAACUAGACACCGCAGCUCAAGCGCGCAUUGACAAGCAGAGAAAGCUUCAAGAGGAUCUAACCGAUGAAAUGGUAGUACUUGCGAGACAACUCAAGGAGAGAAGUCAAAUGAUAAGCCAAUCUGUGCAGAAUACAGAAAAGAUACUUGACUCUACAGAGGAAGCCAUUGAGCAAAGCUUGGCAAGCACGGGACACGCAACCAGCGAUUUACUCAGGAACCCUUUGUUAAAGAAUCUCUCUUUCGUUGAUUCUAGUGGUGGAAGAUUGGUUUCUCAAGGUCAAUUCAGUAAUGGGUUUAGCCAGUUUACUGUAAUUCGUCGGCAUUUGAGUGGUUCUUCUGGUAAUAGCAGCUUGAGUGGUGAUACUACUGUAUCUUGCUCUGGGUUACAUGAACACAGAGGUUAUGUUGAUCAAUGCGAGUUCUUGAAAUCAAAUCCGAUUUGUUCUCCAGAUGGGUUCUUUGAUUACCUCAAGUUCUUUUACUGCUCCUGCAGAGAUUUUAAGAUCUUGGGUUAUAUAGUGUUAGGGGUUUGGCUUGUUGCUUUGUUUUAUCUGUUGGGUAAUACUGCUGCUGAUUACUUUUGUUGUUCGUUGGAGAAGCUUUCUAAGCUUUUGAGGUUGCCUCCAACUGUUGCUGGUGUUACUUUGCUUCCACUUGGUAAUGGAGCUCCUGAUGUGUUUGCGAGUAUAGCUGCUUUUGUUGGUUCAGAUAAAGGGGAAGUGGGUCUUAACAGCGUCUUGGGUGGUGCGGUGUUUGUAACUUGUAUUGUUGUUGGGAUUGUUUCUCUUUGUGUUGCGGAUAAAGAAGUUAAGAUCGAUAAGAAAUGUUUCAUCAGAGACUUGAGUUUCUUCCUUUUCACAUUGGUGGCUUUGAUGGUGAUUUUGAUGGUCGGUAAGGUGACUGUUGGUAUCGCCAUUGCGUUUGUCUCGAUCUAUGUCCUUUAUGCUUCUCUCGUGGCUGCGAAUGAGAUUUUGAGGAAACAUUCCAGGAGGUUGAAGCUGGAUUCUAUUACGCCUUUGCUCCCAAUGCAGGGAAGUGUGUUCUCCCCAAGUGUUGAAGAGGAUAUUCCUAUGUACAGCCCGUUGCUAGAACUUGACACCGAGGAAGGUCCACCUCGGCUACAUGAUUCUCUACCACAGUGGAUGUGGGCUACAAAUGUAGCCAUCUAUUCAAACCAUUUCGCAAAAGCCAAUGUACAUGAUGAAGAAAGACCUCCAUGGGGAUGGACCGAAGAUGGUGCAGAAGUCGAGAGCUCAUUAUGUUCUAAAAUCACAUCUUUGCUUGAAACUCCACUGACUGUUCCUAGACGGUUGACAAUCCCGUUGAUUGAGGAAGAUAGCUGGUCAAAGACGUAUGCGGUGGCUAGUGUCUCGUUGGCUCCUGUCCUACUUUCUUUUCUUUGGAGCAGCCAAGAUGAUACGAGUUUUCAAGCUCGGAUUGUAGCCUAUUUUAUCGGAACUGCGAUUGGAUCUACUCUUGGAUAUCUCGCGUACAAAAACACAGAACCCGAUCGUCCACCUCAAAGAUACUUAAUCCCUUGGGUACUCGGUGGAUUCAUCAUGAGCAUCGUAUGGUUCUACAUGAUUGCAAACGAACUCGUUGCACUUUUGGUUACAUUUGGUGGAAUCUACGGAAUCAACCCGUCGAUACUCGGUCUAACCGUACUUGCUUGGGGAAACUCAAUGGGUGACUUAGUGUCGAACAUCGCAUUGUCCAUGAACGGUGGAGAUGGCGUACAAAUCGCAUUAUCGGGUUGCUACGCAGGUCCAAUGUUUAACACGCUUGUUGGGUUAGGUAUGUCGAUGUUUCUUGGUGCUUGGUCGAAGAGUCCAGAGACAUACAUGAUCCCUGAGGACAAUAGCUUGUUCUACACUCUAGGGUUUCUAAUAUUCGGAUUGAUUUGGUCUCUUGUGAUGCUCCCACGCCACGAAAUGCGACCGAACAAAGUGAUGGGAAUUGGUCUGAUCACACUGUAUCUGAUAUUCGUCACUUUCAGGCUCAGCUCCGCCAUGGGAUUCAUACCUUGGGCUUCUUGAAACGCCAAUGUAACUAGCUUUGAGAUCAGCUUAUUGUAUACUACUAUACAUGUUGUUAGAAUUUUAGCCACUGGUUCUGAAGUAUAAAUGUUGUUUGUACUAUGUUGAUGUAAGUGAUAAUGAAUCUGAGCCAUUGGA
This is a messenger RNA of Arabidopsis arenosa, 2628 nucleotides long. Lineage: Eukaryota; Viridiplantae; Streptophyta; Magnoliopsida; Brassicales; Brassicaceae. The record is from the annotation of a GenBank genome assembly.